AUGGAGAUUUACGUUGGCACACCGCCUGCCAAGCAGGCGGUGAUGGUGGACACCGGGUCCGACAUCACAUGGAUUCAGUGUCGCCCAUGUGUGAAUUGUUUCGAGCAAAAUCAACCCAUAUUUAAUCCCGAUCAAUCAUCGUCGUUUAAAAGAUUGAGAUGUGAUUCAAAUGAGUGUCUUAAAUUAGGAUCCAAACGUGUUUGUACUCAACCUAAUUUAAAUUGUAAAUAUGGUUUAGCCUACACUGGAGGUUCAAGAAGCAAUGGAGAACUAGUCAAGGAAACUUAUAUAAUUGGCCGCACUUCCAUCCCAAACAUUGCUCAUGGGUGCGGGUAUAACAACAUAGGGACAUAUGAUGUGAAGAGCACCGGUAUGAUCGGUCUUGGAGAUGGGCCUCUAUCAUUCAUUACUCAGACUAAACAUUUGAUUGGUGGAAUGUUUUCAUACUGCCUAGUAUCUGAGUUCGGUUCAAACCAAAAUGCAAAGAGUAUGAUUAGCUUUGGAAAUAAUGCAGCCAUGAAUGAGAAUCAGCAUGGAGUUAUGUCUACCCCUUUGACGAAAAAGAGUGACAGCCCACAUUAUUAUCUCACAUUGAGAUCAAUCAGUGUAGGAUCUAAAUUAAUUCCAAUGAGAAGAGAAUCUGGUAACAUCAUGAUUGACACAAGUGCUAUUUUCAGCUAUUUGCCCUCGCAUGUGAUACAAAAAUUGAUGGAUGCCAUAAGAGAAGAGACUAAUGAGCCACCAAUAGAUGAUCCUAAUCCUAAUGAACUUUGCUUUGAUAUGGAGGCCAAUGUUCCUAUUAUCACCUUUCAUUUUUCGAAUAGCGCUAGCGUAGCGUUGUCAAAGAUGAAUGCUUUUUCUAUAAUCAGAGAUAUAUUGUGUUUUGAUAUUAAAAAAGACGAUGAACUAUCAGUAUUUGGGAGCCAGGCACAAACGGAUUUCUUGAUUGGAUAUAAUAUUCCUCGAAAGAAGGUCUAUUUCAAACCAACUGAUUGUUCAAGACAUGUUAUAACACCAUAUAGUUCAGAUGACUACAAUAAAAUCUAA
This is a messenger RNA of Impatiens glandulifera, 1047 nucleotides long. Its product is annotated as aspartic proteinase CDR1-like. Lineage: Eukaryota; Viridiplantae; Streptophyta; Magnoliopsida; Ericales; Balsaminaceae. The transcript has a single exon. Bases 1 to 1047 code for a protein of 348 amino acids. Gene Ontology annotation, cellular component: extracellular region. The record is from RefSeq and is a predicted model, not a curated record.